AUGGCUCCAGAUGAAUACUCCACCGGUGGAGGCGGCAAACUCAAGCUCAAAGGAAGCAAAGUGAGCGAUGGUCGCGUCGACAAGAAGAAGAAAAAGAAGGCCAAGAGGGAGAAAGAUCUCGCUGGCGAGCAAAACCGCGAUACCCGCGACGAUUCGAACCAGGAUCUAGUUCAGGCACAGGGCACCAUCACCGGCAGUCGAUCGGGCUCUCGGGACCGGGAAGGGGAGAAAGGCAGACAUGGUUCUGAAUCCGGGUCUGAAGGUGGAUCUCGAUCUGGAGCGGUUGUUGCAAAGACCGAGGCGGAGAGGAAGUACGAGGAGAUGAGGAAGAAGAGGUUACAGGAAAGAUUGAAAAAGGAAGGCAUCAAGUCACACAAGGAACGGGUCGAGGAGCUCAACAAGUACCUCAGUCGAUUGAGUGAACAUCAUGAUAUGCCGAAAAUUGGACCCGGUUAG
Molecule: messenger RNA, 456 nt
Organism: Penicillium diatomitis
Lineage: Eukaryota; Fungi; Ascomycota; Eurotiomycetes; Eurotiales; Aspergillaceae
Exons: 3
Coding region: 1-456 (151 amino acids)
Cellular component (GO): nucleolus
Source: RefSeq, a predicted model, not a curated record